UUUGACGGAAAUAAUAAUGAAGAAUUUAUUCUGCAAAUAGUAUUUAUUUCUGUUGCAACUAUGGAGGAUGGUAAAGGACAGAAACAAACAAUUUCUAAAUUGACGCCCGGAGAUGGUAUUCGAUCAAUACGUUCAUCUAAUGUGUUCCGAGCUAUAAACUUCGAACUGUAUACAAAGCCAAAUGCUGUAAUCAUGGCAAUCGGAGUGGUAGCAAUCGGAAUUACCUUCGGUUACAUUGCAUACAUGCGAUCUAAGUACGAUGGACUCGGAUACUACACGGCUGUUCAGGAUGACGGAAAAGAGUUAUUUUUGAAAAGAAAGUCUAGGUGGGAGUAAUAAAAUGAAUAUGCAUAAUUCAGCAGACAUAAAAA
This is a messenger RNA of Malaya genurostris, 371 nucleotides long. RefSeq names its product small integral membrane protein 8. Bases 61 to 336 code for a protein of 91 amino acids. The transcript is spliced from 2 exons. Lineage: Eukaryota; Metazoa; Arthropoda; Insecta; Diptera; Culicidae. The record is from RefSeq and is a predicted model, not a curated record.